Molecule: messenger RNA, 844 nt
Organism: Ambispora gerdemannii
Lineage: Eukaryota; Fungi; Glomeromycota; Glomeromycetes; Archaeosporales; Ambisporaceae
Source: the annotation of a GenBank genome assembly
AAAAAACCGAAAAAAGAAAGUCGCGGGUAAUUUCACCAAUGCCGAAGACUUAAAAAACCGUUUCUUUGCCGAAAUUGAAGAACGCCGAAAAGCUGAAGAUUGUAAUAACUUGGCUACUUUCUUUAAUGCUGCGGCUAGUGUAGCCGAUGAUGUGGGCGAAAUUAAAUUAUCGGCUAACGAAGCCAUAUUUAAUCAAAAAAAACAAGCCUUAAUUAGUAAAGUUCAAGAACUUAUUAAUCAGUGUCAAACUUCUAGCAAUACUUUUUCUAAGAAAUUACAGAGACAGCUAGGAGAAGUUCAGAAACUAGAACCAAAACAUCAAAAAGAAUUACUGCAAUUGGAGCAAGAAGCCAAAGAAUUAGAAAGUGCUUAUAACGAGAAUGUGAAAAAGGCUAAUGACCCUAAUACUAGUCCCGAGGAUAAAACUAAGUUUUUAUUGCUGGCUAGUCAGAUAUCGGAAAAAGCCAAAAGAUUAAAACAAAGAAUUUCCCAAAACCCUUUGGCUGAUUUAAGCCGAUUUAGUAAUUUAGAUGAUUUAAAGACCCUUAUUGAUGGUAAGAUUCCGAGAAAUCCUGGUUCCAGUAAACCAAAAGGGAAUCCAAAAACAGGUAAUAGCGGAGGAGGAAGCACUCCAAUUCCUAAUCCUUUGGAAGACCCCGAAAGUUUUUUUGAGCAAUACAAAACUCAAAUAUUUAUCGCAAUGGCUCUAAUCGGAAUAAUCUUUUUCCUUUAUAGCCAAAAAGAUACCGAAGAGGAUGAAGACACUAAGGAAGACAAGAAAUUCAUGCGGCAAAUGAUGCUAAUGAAAGCCAUGAAUAGCAGUAAUAAAGUCAAUGAGGAGUAA